AUGCCCCUCCUUGCAGAGAACCCUAAUUUGGCCAUCGUUCCAGAUUUCCAAUCAAACGAACACGUGGAAGCACACGCUCAGCUUGUCAACGACACAGUAGACGAACAGCAAGCAGCAGAACUUCUUGCCAGCCUCUGGCGAAUCCAAAACAAUACAGACAAAAUUUACUGGAAUGCUAGACUACAAGAAGAAGCUCACACAGCUGAAGCUGAACACAGACAAGCUGCCGAAGCUGAAGACCAGCGCCAACAAACUCUUCUAGCAGAACAGGAAGCCGCCAUCUUAGAAGAGCGCAAGAAAAAUAAAUCUAAAUAUACUCCAAUCCGCAACAUUGAUAUUCUGUCCAACCCCAUCAUCCUUCCGUGCCAAUAUGCUAUUCGCAGAAUGAAAUCCGGAGAAUUCUGCGAGCUCUUCUACUUUAUGAACAGCGGUCUCGAAGAAGCCUCUCGAAUGGUAUUUACGGCCAAUGAAGAUGUGCUCAUUAUGCUACCCACCGUGGACGGUCUACACAAGUGGAUUCCUGCAGGCACUGCAUGGGAUCCCAAAGCACAGAUUGUGAAGGACGAAAAUCUCACCUGGGAACAGUUUAAUGAGGCAGCCCCUAGAAUGAUAGCGCUGAUGAAGGAAAACGAUUGGCCCAACGACAGAGUGAAUAUAAUCAUCGUUGGUGCCACGACUUCGACACUCAUAAACAACGAGCGCUACUGUUAUAUCAGGCGCAACAGAGACGCCAUUGGCAUCUAG
Messenger RNA from Suillus paluster, 744 nucleotides. RefSeq lists its product as uncharacterized. The record is from RefSeq and is a predicted model, not a curated record. Lineage: Eukaryota; Fungi; Basidiomycota; Agaricomycetes; Boletales; Suillaceae. The transcript has 2 exons. The coding region runs from base 1 to 744 and encodes 247 amino acids.